GCGAGAUCAAACGACAUAUCGCUGGCGCUCAUACCCGGCCCGAUAUCUGUGGGUCCAGACCAUGACAACGAUGGGACUCGUAACAGUGAGAGCAUUGCAUAUGAAUAUCCUGAGGGUGGACUCGCAGCAUGGAUCGUGGUGGCUGGGUCCUGUAUGAUGCUGAUGUGUACAUUUGGUAUGAUGAGCACGGUAGGAGUUCUCCAGUCCCACUGGGAGACGCACCAGCUCCAGGGAUACUCAUCGAGUACAAUUGGAUGGAUAUCAUCGGUCUUUGUGUUCCUCAAUCUGUCACUCAGUGUUCAAGUUGGUCCACUGUUUGAUCGUUAUGGUCCAAGGUGGAUGAUGCUUAUCGGUUCCGUGCUUUACGCUCUGUCCAUCUUCAUGUUAGGAUCUUGUGAAAAGUACUAUCAGUUCCUAUUGUGUCUAGGGAUGUUGGGUGGAGUGAGUAGCGCGUUAGUCUCCACACCGUGCAUGGUUGUUCUUUCGCAUUGGUUUCAUCGACGCCGAGGGACUGCCACUGGCAUCGCAAUGGCUGGCUCGAGUCUUGGUGGAGUAGCCUUCCCUAUGAUUUUGAGACCGGCUCUGAAGCAGCUUGGCUGGGCAUGGGCACUUAGACUUUUGGGAUUCAUUUUCGUGGUCUUCCUCGCUAUUGGCAAUAUCUGCAUCCGGAGCAGAUUGCCGAUCAAAACAGGAAAAGGAAAUAUUAAUCUGCGAUGCUUUACAGACUCCCGACUGAUAUGGGCCACUGUUGGAGCAUUUUUCAGUGAAAUCGUUCUCUUCGCCUCGCUGAGCAUGAUACCCUCUUAUGCAAUAGCCCAGGGCUUUGAUUCGCAGACAGGUUUCUAUUUACUGGCUGUAUUCAAUGCUGGUUCGGGAUUCGGGCGGUGGCUUUCAGGAACUGCGUCUGAUCACCUUGGACGUUUCAACACGAUCUCAGUCAUGAUGGCAGUGACCACAAUGCUCAUUUUCAUUUUGUGGUAUCCAUUUGGCCAUCAUAUUGGCGUACUAUACCCCUUUGUCGGUCUACUGGGAUUUGGGACCGGAAGCAUUCUCAGCCUGACCCCUGUAUGCAUCGGCCAAAUCUGUACAACAGAAGAAUUCGGGCAGUGGUAUGGAACAUGUUACUUAUUCGCAAGUUUUGGGACUCUGAUUGGAAUACCCAUAGGUGGACAGUUGCUCCAGGUGGCCGGUCCAACUCGCUUGGUAGCAUGUAUUGGUGGGUUACUUGGGAUUUCCUUCAUGAGCUUUGUUGUUGCCCGCUGGGCAUGUCUAGGCUAUGACUGGAAGUGGCAAGUAAAAGUAUAAGUGAGC
Messenger RNA from Penicillium pulvis, 1311 nucleotides. Its product is annotated as MCT family MFS transporter. The annotation marks the transcript as partial. The record is from RefSeq and is a predicted model, not a curated record. The transcript has 4 exons. Gene Ontology annotation, biological process: transmembrane transport. Gene Ontology annotation, molecular function: transmembrane transporter activity. Gene Ontology annotation, cellular component: fungal-type vacuole membrane. Lineage: Eukaryota; Fungi; Ascomycota; Eurotiomycetes; Eurotiales; Aspergillaceae.